CAGUAGGUGUUUUGUGUAACGGUCAAUCUAAGAGUGGUUAUACUUUUUUCCAUGUUUUUAAUCGAGUGGCCAUGACGGAGUAAGCGAAUUGCUAAUUUAAGCCUAGGCGGUCCAGCCAUACCUACUAUUCCAGCCAUGUCCCUACCGCUGCCCCUUCACCAAUGUCCCCGCUUUCCCUUCCCGCCCCAAGGAUCAUAACAGGGGGGUAAGCGUCAGGCUGAUACAGUGUGCCAGUGCGGCAGGCAUGACCUGUCCGGUCUGGCGUCAACACCUGUGUACGCAUCCUGUACAUGCGUUGUUUAAAGACUUAUUUACACCAUAUCGGCGUGCCCGCGUCAGCCACACCACUUUAUCGCCUGUCGACAUCACCAUGGGUUCCAUGAUCAAGAAUCUUUUGAAAAGGCUGCGCAAAUUGCCCGACGGCGAGAUCAUAAGUGAAGCAGAGUUCAACAAUCCUCUAAGUUUCCUACAGCCUUGGGGCUUCACCAUCUAUCGAACGUACUAUGGGCCCGGAUCUGAUCGGCAAUGGGACGAGCUGAUCCAGACCAUUACCAAUGGCGCCAAGGAUGCAGUCAGAGGAAACGCAAAAUCUACCGAUGACCCUGCCAUGAUUAUCAAAGCAGAGAAACUCUUCAAUUUAGAUACUCGCUCAAAUCCUGCAGUUCUAGAUGGCUUAACACUAGAAGAAGUGCGGCAGCUUUAUCACGAUGGAACGGGAGGCCAGCCAAUGAACACGGACAGGGACCCAUGGCGAAUUUUUAUGCUAGCAGAUACAGAGGUGUUGGCAAACCCUGACCUUGCUAUGAUCAAAUGUGUAGCAGCAGACUACGACGCUGCUGCUUGCGUGCCAAAGAAUCCGCGAUUUGGCCCACAGCGGUACUUUGGGUGGUUGAGAAUGUCUUCAGACCACGUUCUCAAACUAUGGUCUGAAUUGGAGAUAUAUGUCCUUGAACAAAUUGUCAAUCAUACAGCGGGUGGUCCCAGUGCGUGGUGGGAUCCAGAUGAUGGAUGUUGAGCCAGCUUCAAGUCGCAAUUUAUUGCUUUUAUGCUACAUGAUUGAUGCAACGAAGCUGCUUUGCAAAUAGAAAUUCAUUCAACAAUCGCAGUAUCCGUCAUCAAGAUAUAGCGUGCAUAGUAAAUGAAA
This is a messenger RNA of Boeremia exigua, 1144 nucleotides long. RefSeq lists its product as uncharacterized. Bases 245 to 1015 code for a protein of 256 amino acids. The transcript has 2 exons. The record is from RefSeq and is a predicted model, not a curated record. Lineage: Eukaryota; Fungi; Ascomycota; Dothideomycetes; Pleosporales; Didymellaceae.